GUUACAUAUACCCAUAAAUCUAAGAGCUGUUUUAUACCAAAGGAUUGUGUAAACUCAUCUGUUAAUGUUGGUGUUUCAAAGUCAAUAGUGUCUAUGCAGUGCUGCAACACUGAUCUCUGUAAUAGCAACGAUGUCCCAGAUUCCAGCUUUAACAGCCCCAAUGGAAAACAAUGUUACUACUGCGAUGAGAAGAGUUGCUUAAACAAAUUAAACUGUGUAGGACCUGAAGACUACUGCAUUACAGCCACAGUAAAUAUUUCAUCUCUGCUACCGACUGUAAAAGGAUGUGCCUCUAAAACUAUCUGUGAUGCUGCACAACAAGGGAACGCGCAAGUCUCAUGCUGUCAGGGGAAUCUGUGUAACGGUGCUAUGAGCGUCACUACUCAAAACCUCUGCUUUCUCUUAUGGCCGUUCAUCUUCUACAUCCUGAUCCACUGAAUUCAGCAGAACUGCACUAUUUUCCUAAAUCCCCUAAAAAGAAUUGAAAUAUCUACCCCAGCGGGCCUAGCCCUUUCAAAGAGUGCAGCUUUGCAUCUAAAGAGUUAAUAUUAUUUACCACAGAAAGAUCUUGUAUGUGGUAUAUUGACCAGUGGCGGCCAGUGACUUCUUUUUCAAAGGCGCUCGAUGCAAAGUUCGUCACAACAUGUAUGUAGCCCGUCAUGUGUGUGGUUCCUUUUUUUAAAACAUGUGUUCUGCGCUUUGAGAGAUCCUGUGUGCAUCAUGUGUCUUGUCAAAAUAAGUGCCUGCUGCAGACGCAUCUAAAGGGUUUAUGAUAAAAGAGACGCUCGCGUUUGCCAGAUAUAAUCUCAUGCGUAAUCAAAGUUUACUGUUAAGAGAGUGUCUUGCGUGUAUUUUGUGAACGUGAGCGUCUUUUUUAUCAUAAAUGGUUUUCACGCGUCUGCAGCAGGCACUUUUGACAAAACACGUGAUGCACACAGGAUCUCUCGACACGCAGAACACAUAUUUUGGAAAAGGGAAUCACCCACGACACUCCGAAAACUUAUUUUGAAUUAGCGGCCCUCGGAUGAGCAGUCACGAGCCGCCACUGAAAUUGACUGUGAAGCACACCCACAUCCUUCACGGUAACUGCUGAGCUUAUGUGUUUUCAAACAAUUAUUUUCUAUUUUCUAUAUUACUGGUAUGUUUACUUUUGUGUACUUCAGUGUUUUGUGUUAUGCUGUUGCGUCGGCUUUCAUUCUGAGAUUUUAAAGACCUUGUUUUUGCA
Molecule: messenger RNA, 1225 nt
Organism: Misgurnus anguillicaudatus (oriental weatherfish)
Lineage: Eukaryota; Metazoa; Chordata; Actinopteri; Cypriniformes; Cobitidae
Source: RefSeq, a predicted model, not a curated record